GUGAGAAACAAGUACCGAACGUUUGAAGACUUUUGCUAACCCAAUACGAUGGUGGCAUUUCGCCUAGAUGUUGUACACUUGCUGGGCUUUUUUUAUUAUCUCUCUAUGUUGCAUUUUGUACAAGGACAAAAUAAGAGUUAUCUGCUUGUGCUACAGGACUAUCCAGUUACGCUACGUGUUUCGACAUUUCGACAUGGAAUUCUGCGAAACCCAAUAUUGGAAAGAGAGAGGUCAAUGUUUCCUCUUCCUCCAUUACCAGGGCAGGCUUUCGAUAACAGGCUUUAUUUACGUUUUGGAGAUGGUUGGGAGAGACAGCGUAGGCCCCUUCCUGCACUGCCUCCUGGUGCUACGCCUUUUGAUACAUGGAGCCUUGGUGCAAGUGGUACCCAAGCACAACGUCUUCAGACUGGAAAUCUUGACCGAGGGGAGUCCUUCUUUCUUGGCAAACUUCCUGAAGUUCCGGACCGAGAUAAGAAACCUGGAGCGUCACCAUCAGCACCUCCAAGAAAUAGGCCUCAACCACCUCAAAGAUCAACUUCCCUGUAUGCCCAAAAACCACUUCCACCAAAGCCUCAUCGUCGAUCGAGUAUAUCGGAGGUGCGAAGCCGUUAUGGGCUACUCAAAAAGUCUCUAUCAUUGCCUUCGCGAUCAUGACGGGUGGAGUAGGACAGUUCACGAGUGCUGCACUGAAUGUAAGUUAAAGCGCUGGUUAACAGGACAGCCACAGAGAGAAUUACAUUUGGUUAACGCCAGAUGAGUCACCGUGGAAGUAUCAGUGCAGCGGAAUCAAUAAAAAAGUGCAACAUUGCAAA
This is a messenger RNA of Rhipicephalus microplus (southern cattle tick), 812 nucleotides long. RefSeq lists its product as uncharacterized. The record is from RefSeq and is a predicted model, not a curated record. NCBI's taxonomy places the organism in Eukaryota, Metazoa, Arthropoda, Arachnida, Ixodida, Ixodidae.